Molecule: messenger RNA, 1580 nt
Organism: Nothoprocta perdicaria
Lineage: Eukaryota; Metazoa; Chordata; Aves; Tinamiformes; Tinamidae
Gene: FOXC2
Product: forkhead box C2
Exons: 1
Coding region: 94-1557 (487 amino acids)
Biological process (GO): regulation of transcription by RNA polymerase II; anatomical structure morphogenesis; cell differentiation
Molecular function (GO): RNA polymerase II cis-regulatory region sequence-specific DNA binding; DNA-binding transcription factor activity, RNA polymerase II-specific
Source: RefSeq, a predicted model, not a curated record
CCGGGGCUCAGGCCCUGCACCCAUCGCUCCUCUUCUUCCUCCUCUUCCUCYUCCUCCUCUGCUCCCGUCGCCUCGCCGCGGGAAGCCCGCUCCAUGAUGCAGGCUCGCUACUCCGUUUCGGACCCCAACGCUCUGGGAGUGGUGCCCUACCUGAGCGAGCAGAACUACUACCGGACGGCGGGCACGUACGGGGGCAUGGGCAACCCCAUGAGCGUCUACUCGGGCCACGGCGAGCCCUACGCGGCGGGCAUGGGGCGCUCCUACGGGCCCUACCACCCGCACCAGCCCACCGCCCCCAAGGACCUCGUGAAGCCGCCCUACAGCUACAUCGCCCUYAUCACCAUGGCCAUCCAGAACGCCCCCGACAAGAAGAUCACGCUCAAUGGGAUUUACCAGUUCAUCAUGGACCGCUUCCCCUUCUACCGCGAGAACAAGCAGGGCUGGCAGAACAGCAUCCGCCACAACCUCUCGCUCAACGAGUGCUUCGUGAAGGUGCCCCGCGACGACAAGAAGCCGGGCAAGGGCAGCUACUGGACCCUCGACCCGGACUCCUACAACAUGUUCGAGAACGGCAGCUUCCUGCGCCGCCGGAGGCGCUUCAAGAAGAAGGACGUGUCCAAGGAAAAGGAGGAGGCCCGGGAGCGGCUGCUGAAGGAGCAGCCCAAGCCCGCAGGGCUGCCCGGCGCCGACAUCCCCAAGGAAGCCUCCUCCUCUUCCUCCUCCUCCUCUGCUUCGGCGCCUUCCUCGGAGAAGAAGGUGGUCAUCAAGAGCGAGACGGCGUCGCCGGAGCUGCCCGUGAUCACCAAGGUGGAGACGCUGAGCCCGGCGAGCGGCGGCGCGUUGCGGGACAGCCCCCGCAGCGCCGCCUCGCCGCCCUCCGCCUCCCCCGAGGGCUCGCUGCCCGAGCACCACCCGUCCAGCAACGGGCUGCCGGGCUUCAGCGUGGAGAACAUCAUGACCCUGCGGACUUCGCCGCCCGCCGAGCUGAGCCCGCUGAACGCGCCGUCGGGGCGGCCCGGGGGCGGCCUGGCGCUCGCCUACCCGCCGGGGCAGCCGUCGGGCUACAGCCAGGCGUGCAGCCAGGCCCUGGACACUAGUGGGAGCUACCACUGCAGCAUGCGGGCCAUGAGCCUGUACAGCGGCGAGCGGGCGGGCCACAUGUGCGUGCCCGCCGCGGCGCUCGAGGAGGGCCUGGCGGAGCAGCCCACGGGCGCCCCGUCGCCCCUGGGCGCGCUCAACCUGCCGUCGGGGCAGGAGGGCUCCCUGGGCGCCGGGCACCCGCACGGCGGCGGCGGCUCCUCCGCGGCCGCGCAGCCCUCCUGGUACCUCAACGCCGGCGGGGAGCUGAGCCACCUGCCCGCGCACGGGUUCGGCUCGCAGCAGCAGACUUUCCCCAACGUGCGCGACAUGUUCACCUCGCACCGGCUCGGCGUGGAGGGCGCCGCGCUCAGCGACCACCAGGUGAGCAGCAACUCCGCCUGUCAGCUCCCCUAUAGGUCCGCGCCCUCCCUAUACCGCCACGCCACCCCCUACUCCUACGACUGCACUAAGUAUUGAGUAGCCGCCACUCCGCCGCCUAG